AAUCAAAAUUUAAUUGAAGUCUAAUAACUUGCUAGGCUUUAAUCGUUAACCCGUAUAAGUCCAUUGACAACGGCAGAAGUAAAUGUUGAAAAACCAAAAACCCGCAGAAACUAAUCUUCAUUAAACAUCUUUUCAUCUUUAGUAUUAUCGACUCUGAUUGUUAUUCAACUUUUCAGUUUACAGUGAAUCGCGAUUUACUUUAAGGUGAUCGUCUUUUUCCCAGUUUUCAACUCUUCUCACCUUUAAUUGUUCAAUAUUUCAAAUUGUUUCCACACUUCUUAAACAAUCUCACUCAAUAUCUCACAUUUCCUGUCUUGAUCUCUCACUCACUCACUCUCGACGUUUCCCACUCAACUCACUCAAUUGACUCACAAUCUGUUUCUCACUGGUGAGUGAGUCAAACGAGCUUGCAACAACAAAUAAAGUAUCAGCAAAACAAUUGUGUGUUUUGUGUUAAACAAAAGUGUAAAAAAUAGAAAUGAAACUUACACCAAACAUUAUCAGUUAAUUGUCUUUUUUAACAUUCUCUUUUCAUUCUCUGCCAUUCCUACAAGUAUUACAAUUUAUCAGCAUCAUAAUUAAUAAUUAUCGUCAAUUAUCAUUGUUCACCUUGAUUGUAUUCAAUAUUGUUCAGUGUUCAACUUUAAAUUAAACCAAAAAACAAAACAAAAACAAACUCAACAAACGUUUCAACAAAACUCAAAAAGUGAUCUCAAAGUGAAACAAAAAGUUUGCCAAAAGUUCAAUCUAAUUUGGAUUAAAAAUGGAUAAAUCAUGAUCAACAUUUGACAGUCAAAAGUGUAAGUUUUUACAAGUGAAUUUACUUUUGCCAACUUAUUGGACAUUUGCUUGGAUCAAAGUGUUUACUUCGAAUCGCAACUUCUUCCAGGAUUGAUGUUACCGUACCUUAAGUUUGUGGAUAAAUACAGAAUCAAAAGUUCGUGUUUUACCCGUUGAUUGAAAGAAGGAAAGUUUCGACUUUUGGAUUACGAAUACAUUUGGCGCAACCAAAAUCAAAUUGAUAAUGAAAAAUUUGAUAAGCAAAGAAGCAUGUGAUAAUGAAUGCUUAACAAAGCCUGAUGAAGAAACUUCUGGUCAUUUAGAUAAUACUCAGAGUUAUUAUGAAAUGGAUGAACCGAAAACCAAAAAGCGACGGAAACAAAGUAACCCGGUUCGUUAUGGUUCUGGACAUCACUCAAUGACCAUAACAGGAGUUUCCAGUAAUACAAAUGGUUCAUCAUCUGAACCUGGUUCUGGUUCAUCUCCUGAACCGGAAUCUGAUUCAUCAAACGAUAUAAAUGAAACUGCAUCAGGUUCAGCCAAAGAUUUUGCCUCUUUAUUAUCAUUUAAACUUCACAGUGUUUCUUGUCAACAACCAAAUUCUGUAAUAUCACCGUUACCCUCACCCACCCCACCGCCCUUGGAGCCGCCAUCACCUACAGGUUCACCGCCAAGCUCAUCACCUAAACCUUCACCACCGUCAACCUCAUCACCCUCAAUAUCAACAGGUAAUCAUUCUCAUCACCAUCAACAUCAUCAUCAUUCCUCAUCUUCAACACCUCAGACACAAGUUGCCAUUUCUUCUGCAUCUCAAUCCGGUCAACUGAAUUGCGGUGAAAGUAAAGCCAAUUCAUCCGGAAAUGUAAUGCCCAUUGCAAUGUUUCCUUAUUUAUUCAAUGUUCUGCCUGGAUCGAAUGGAUCAAAUGGUUCAAAUAAUUCUGGUGCAAACCACGCCAACGGUUCAAGUGUCAGUGGAAACGGAACUGGUGUUAAUCUGACCAGUGGUGCAAUACACAAUGGAAUCGGAAUGGCUGGAUUAAACGCUGUUAAUCCGGUCAAUGUUCAAAAGAUAUUCAAUCCAGAAGCUUAUUGUGAAUUGUGUAAUAAGGAAUUAUGUAACAAGUAUUUCCUUAAAACUCAUAAAGCAAAUAAACACGGUAUUUACACAUCAGACACGAUCCCAAGUUCAUCGGGUCCGGGAACAACAACUGGAUCAUCAACGUCAACCAGUGGAUCAGGGAAUGCAGCUCAAGCUGCCGCAGUGGCAGUGGCAUUCAACACUGCUGCAGCUUACUUUCAAUCAACUGGAAUGCCAACUGGCUCUGCUCAGGCUCAAGCUGCUGCCGCUAUGCAAAUGCAACAGUUACUUCAACAGGCGAGCGCCAAUUCAGCCUCUGGAUCCAAUGGUCCCGGUACAAGUGGUAAUGGGUCAAAUCCAACAACACCCAAUAUCGAUACUUCCAAUGCAGCGGCAAUGGUUGCCCUUGCCUCACGAACCGUUGGAAUGAUCAACAUGGAAUCUUAUUGUGAUAUUUGUCAGAAACAAUUUUGCAACAAAUAUUUCUUAAAGAAACAUCGAUCCAAAAUUCACAACAUUCAUUCCUCUUCAUCUUCCUUGUCGGGCAAUGCUCCUUUAAUGUUGACCGGCCAAGGUUCAGGUUAUCAUGGAUCCAAUGAUCACUCUUCGGUAACAUCUUUAGCCAAUUUAACGGGCUUGGCAUUGACUGCAGGCUCAUCAAUGGACCAUCAAACCUGUAACCGAUCCAUUUCACCGUCAAGUUCAUCUGGUCAAAGUGAUUCAACUGGUUUAAUUGAAGCCAUUAGUCUAGUCUCAACCAAGGUGCCCUCACGGUCACCGGCCAUGUCACCCUUGUCAAAUGAUCAACAGGAAUCCAUGUCAGUGAUUACCAACAAUAGCAACAUUAAAAGCGAAAAUUGCCAAUCAUCUUCUUCCCUUAAAGUGACAACAGUAACACCAGUCAUUCGCACCUCAUCCUCAGGUAAUCUAGUCUCAACCGAUCGCAAUGGAUUAACAACUCAAAUCAUUGCCUCUUCCCUCGCAUCAUCUUCCACCUCAUCGUCACCUUCAUCUUCACCCGCAACCACAAUAACAACAGUUUCAACCGCAAAUUGUUUACCAACCAACAACAGUUUAACCAAUUCCAAUGCCAACACCAAUUGUGAAACCUAUUGUGACAUUUGUCGAACCGAUCUGGUCAAUCCAAUUGCUCUUCAAGCCCACAAAACGAUAAUGCAUUCAAUGGCACCUCAAGGGUCACCUUCAUCUUCAUGGACUCGUGAUCAAUGGCAAGCCAUGAUGGCUUCCCUUCAAGCUGAAUCCUUUGCUCUGUUGGGUCGACCAAUCAACAUUCCCACUGGAUCGGCCGGAGAGAACAUUAUAUUUACUCCUGAAAAGCUUCGUGAAAUGGGUGUCAUUAAUGCUGAUGCAUUCUGUGAGAUUUGCAAGAGAGAAUUUUGUAACAAAUAUUUCCUUCGAACUCACAAACUGAAUAAACAUGGAAUUGGAACUCUUGAUACAGCAUCCAAUUGCGGUUCAACCAAAUCAAAUGCUUCUGGUCAUAUCAAAGGUGAAGACAAAAGUCGAAGUGAAAGGGAAGAUAAAAGUUUAAAUGGUCCUCGAGAGUUCAUGUUUGGUGAGAGGCAAUCCAUUUCGUGUCCAGAAGACAACACAAUGUCACCUCGAUCUUCGGCCAAUGAAGAUUCAAACCAAGAACGACGUCCUUCCUCACUUGGAUCACCAACUGGUCUCAUAUUUAGCACAUCAUCAUCCCAUGUAACGAUAACACCAACAACAUCAACACCUUUUACCGAUAAAAUGAGAGCUUCAUCAGCAUCACCAAUAACUCCAAGCCAAAGUUCAGUAACUUUAAGUGCAGUUAAUUCAUCAUCUAAUCAAGGUAACGGAAUUGCUUUAACACUCAACUCAGAUAGUGAAUUAAUUUGCGAAAUUUGUGGCAAAAAUUUUCAAAGUAAAUCCUCUCUUCGAGCUCAUCGAGUCAACAUUCACGGUAUUCGCAUGAAUACAUUCAACUCGAGCAACUGUGUCAUUAGUCGAACUGGUUCGCUGUCGGGUGACAAUUGCAACUCUAAUCGACGAAGUGAAGAAAAUAAAUCGCCCGAAUCACCGCGAAACUGUUCAACAAAUGCAACCUCAAACCAAGUAGCGGCAGCCGCUGCAUAUGCAUUGAAUCGAUCCUUUGGAAUGGAAGGAAUAAUGUCUGUUAAAUGUACAAACCUUUCCUCGAGUGGAUCGGGUGCAAGUUCACGUCCUCCAGGCAACUGUCGAAAUUAUUGCAACAUUUGUAACAAAGAAUUGUGUAACAAGUAUUUCAUGAAGACUCACAUGAUGAAGAUGCACAACAUCAACAUUGAUGAGCAUCCAGCUGAAGCUGCGUUUACCUCAACAAUCGGUGGAGUUACCUGUGAUAUCUGUCAAAAAGAAUUGUGUUCCAAGUAUUUUCUCAAAGUUCACAAGCAAAACACUCAUGGAAUAGGUGAGGAUACACCGAACAUGAAAGACUCGGCUCGAACGGGAUUGACUGCCGUUUCCCUGGCCAAUUCAGUUGGAUUAAUGAUUCCAGGUGCAAGUGGGUUGAACGCUUUAAAUCAAGUUGUUAGUCUAACAAGUAAAGCAACAACAACGACAACAAACAGUACAAGCAACGCUCUGUGUUCAUCUUCAGUAGCCCAUUCAACCGGUGUAACAAGCAAGGAAAGUGAAUCUGGUCUCGACUGUUCGUCUGGCCUGGCCUCAGACAAGGAAAAUUCUGUCGGCAUUGAUCCAGGUGAUACGGGUAAUCGCUAUUUUAGCCAUUACACUGAAGUCUGUCCACUUUGUGAGCGACGUUUCAAGUCAAUUAAAUGGUUAAAGACUCACAUGGCCAAUGAUCACAGUGAUCAUAUACUUCGACCCAACGGCAAUGGAAACCAUUGUUCCAACUCUGAUCUCUCGACUGGCCUACAUUCCCAGUUUUCUUAUGACCUGAGUCGCAUGUGUGUCAUGUGUGGACAAAUUUGUUCCGAUAGAAUAGCAUUGCAAAUUCAUUUGUUGAAAGAUCACAAGACGAGUCCAGAAGAAUUGGCUUCUUUAACUGGUUCCAGUUUAUUUGGUUUAACCCAACUUAAUGACAUCAAUUCAGAGGCAACUGAUUUAUCUUCAUCAGUCAACAAGGCAACCAACAAUUCUGUUCACAAUUCUAGUAAUAAUAAUAAUAAUAAUAAUUCCAAUAAUUCAAAUACUAACAAUAAUGAUAACAAUAAUAUCAAUGAUGACAGUAAUAACAAUGCUACUGCUAAUAACGGUAAUUCCAAUUCGAGUAAUGAUAUUAAAACAAAUAGUGGGCAACAGUGCAACCGAGAGUCAAACAUGUCACCAUUAGCUGGACUUGACGGUCAAAGCACAGAAGAUAAUCCAUCAACAGUGACUCCAUCUCAACGAAUUAACGGAUCAAUGUCACCCUCAAGUCCACCCUCAGCAUCUCAUGAAACAUCAAGUUUACCCGAUACUUUGAUAAACCAAUUGUGUAAUUAUGAAAUGGAAGAAGCCGAUGACGAUGCUUCCUUCCCGUCAUCACCGACUGGCAAGGGAUGCAUUAACCUGUCAACCUCAGCCUCGGCUGCAUCAGCUUGUCUCAACCUACUUCAACAACAGCAAGGUCAGUUGUCGCCGCACUCGCUGUUCCCAAGCAGCCUGGGAGUGCCAAAAAGUCCAUCGAAUUCAAAUUACAUUAUUCAAACGUUUCUAAUGACCAGUCAACCUGAUGUAACGGAAAAAUCUUCAUCAUCUUCCAAUGAUUAUUUCGUUCCUUCCCUGGUUUGCCUGCCAGUCUCACAAAAGAUUCAUGAACCAGUUACCGUUUCAUUUCAAUUAACACCAACUGAAAAUUACGUGUUACGUUGACAUGUAAAGUUGUCAAGAAAAACAAAAUGCUAGCAUCUGUUGAAGAUUCUUUUUUGCCUCAUCACAAUCACAAACCUCAUCAUGAAACCCUCAUCAACCCUCAUCAGUCCUCAUCAACCCCAUCAACUCCCGAUCACCUCGUGUGUGCAAAAGUCGACGAAAAAAAGGUAAAACAACGUAAAAUCAAAAGUAAAACAGUGAAACUAAACUCAAGAAAAAUCAAACGAAGCAAAAUCAAAAAAUGAUCUUGAAUCAAAAUCAAAACACAAAUCAAAUUAACAAAGUUAAUUAGCACACAACACGAACGACAAACACACACACACACACAAGAACACCCUUGAAGCAAAAUCUGCGCGCGCUUUUAAACCUCAAAUUGAACCAACAAAAAUCAAAAGUUAAACAAGAUUUAAAGACAAAAAUCCAAUUCCUUGUCAUCAUUAUCAUCAUAAGCUAUCAUCAACAUACUCAUUGUUUAUCAACUUAAUCCUCUUCUCAGUUCCUUUCAAACUAUCCAUUCCAACAUGAGAGCUUCUUGUCUUCAAACAUUUUAUUUUCAUUCCAAUCAAAUUGAUAUAAAUAUUAUAAAUAUUAUUAUUAUCAUUAUUAUAUUUAUGCCCAAAACACCUUCUUUUUUUUGUUCAACAGUCAAUCAAAACUUAUUUCAUUUGCUUUUUAAUUUUCUUUUAAUUGUAAUUUAUCAUUUUGCAUCCAAUUAUAACUAUCAUUUGAAGAAAUUAUUUGCAUUUUAUUUUUUCGUUUUCAUUUCAUUUACUGAACAAUUAAUUCCUUUGAAGGAUUAAGACGCUCUCUUUAAACCUUUCCUUCCAUUUCAUUAUCUUAAUCUUAUUCAUCUUCUUGAUUGCCAUUCAUUGGGUCCAAAUCAAUUGCUGUAAACAUCAAUAACGAUUCAAUAUCGAAGCCCAAUUUCGUGUCCAAAGUGAUCAAAUGACGAAAGAUUAACAAAGGAUUAAACGAGAUUCGGGACUUGGAACAGCGUGAAUAUCAAAUGAAAAUUCAAUCUGUUUUCACCCAAUGGUUUUCAAGAGAAGCAAUGAAAAGGUUUUUUCCCUUUUAAUUUAAAUGUUUUUCCCCUGUUCCCUUACCUGUCAAAAUGAACAUUUACUCUGAGAUUCGACUUUAAAUGUCCGCUGUUUCCAAACUAGCCAAUCAGAUGAAAGAUGAACUUUCAGAGGUCAGAUUUUGAAUGCAAAAACUGGUUUCGUCAAAUGGGUUUUCGCAGUGAUUCUUGUGCUACAACAAUUUAUUGGUGCCUGACGAGUCCCAUUGGAGUAUUGACGAUGCUGUAGCCACGAUUUUUGCAUUCUCAUUUGAAUCAUUUUCUUCUUCACCAGAAGUUGUAUUAUAUAUUAAGAAGGAGAAAAAAAAAGUUCUGAUAAGUUUACCUUUUAAUCUGAUUAUCAUAAGCUUUAUUCAAUUGAGGAUCAAUUGAAAGCCUAAAAGAGUCGAGUUGAGCUUAAAAUUUUUGUUGUUCCUCGAAAAGAAGAAGAAAAAAAACGGUGAAAAUUUCAUUUCAAUUUUGACAGGUAAAUCAAGUUGACUAUAUCAUCUGAACCCUUUCCCAACCCUGUUUCCUGAUCCAAGUAAACCCAAGGAAAAGAAGAAACAAAACCUCAUUGAAAUAUAUCUACUGAUGUAACAUUUUCCUGCCUCUAAAGACAAAAGUUGCUUUGGUAAAAACACAAACACCAAAAACCUUUUCUCAUGAAAAGUUGUGACCAUUUAGUUUCUGUAACGAUGAAAACAAAAAUAUAACGAAAAGUUGUUUGACAAAAAGGAGCUGAAAAAACAAAUAAUUGUGAAAAGACGUAAUAAUUCACAUUAGAGAAAAAAUAAUAACCCAAAAAAAACACUUUUUUUACCCAAAAAAAGACAAAAAACAAAACCCAAAGAGAAACUCUGGAGUGAAGUUUCUCAGUGAUGAACUACAACAAAUGACAAAACAAAAAAUUAUUAAAUUUAAAGGAGUUUAAAUUACAAAAAAGACGAAAACAAGAAAAACAAAAAUUGCAAAAAAAUGCCCAAAAAAAUACAAAAAAAUAACGUGAAUUAAAAGGUGAUGACUACAACAGCGUCUUUCUCAUUAUUAUUUUGUCUUAACUACAACAAUUAACAAACAACUUUUUAUCAUUAUUAAUCACUAUUAUUGUCAUUAUCAUUAUUUAUAACAAAAAACUUCUUUUUUCCAUUUUUAAAUUCUAUCGAGAAAAGAACUUUUUUUCCUCUGUUUUUACGAUAUUCAUCAACAAAUGCAGUAAAUGUUGACAACGAGUGUUAAUGUUGAUGGUUUGUCUCAAAGAAGAAGAAGAAACUUAUCACAAUUUAUAUCAAGAGAAAUACAAAUUUGCUCACAACUGAUGGGCCAUUAACCGGACAAAAGUGACAUUGAAUGAUGAACAAGAGUAACAAAAGUUGAUUAACGAAUUGAAAGGGAAAAGGUGAUUAUUUUUUAGUGUUGACCAUGAAAACAGUGAAGUGUGAUUCAUUGAGGAAAAGAAGUGAUGAAGGAUAAAAAUGAUGUUGCAUGGAAAGAGUUCGUCAGGUGAUUCGACGAUGGAAAAGGUUGAAGCGAAAAAAUUGAAACAAAAGUUGAUUGUUUGCUAUUAAAAGGCGAAUUGUUGUUAUAUUAUAUUUUGUAUCAAACAUCAACUCGGUUCACUUGUCGACUGGAAAAAUCGUUAAAUGGGUUUUCGCAGUGAUUCUUGUGCUACAACAAUUUUUGGUGCCUGACGAAGCCCAUUGGAGUAUUAACGAUAACAAUUGAUUCCAAGCGAAAAGUUGAACCUUUCAAUUUUUUCGAAUUUCAAUUUCGAUCAACUAUUUUUUAAAUCUCUUUCCGUCAUCCAAUCUUCCAACAUCAAGUCCCCUUCAUCAUUGAUCUUUCAUUUUCCAUUUUCGCCAUUUUUCAUGGAAAACAUUUUCUCUUCGAUUCGAUGUUUGUUGUUCAAUAUCAUUCUAUCCGGCCCAGCCUUGGUUAUCAACUUACCUUUUCUUCUUCUUCUUCAUUCCUUCGCAAUGUUACCAAAUUUUUUCGUUUUUUUUCGUUCGUUUGAUCGUUCGUUUUCUUUUCUCCAUCAAAACAUCAAUGCAACAAAUCGAAAGACGAGUAAAGUCUUUAAAUUAUUGACCUCAACUUGAACAUCAAAAGUUGACCAUUUAUUCCUUUUCCAAUUUCCUAUUUUCUCUCUUCCCUCAUCAAUGUCCAAUUAUUUCAUCAAUAAUUAUUGUAGAGUUAACCCUUUCUCUUCCCUCUCUUUAUCAUCUUUAUACUUAUAAAUACAUAAAUAUAUUUGAAUGAAUAUAUAUAAAUAUAUAUAUUUGAUUCCCUUUUUGCUUCUUUUGACCGAUUCCUUUUCAUCCGUCAACAUCAACAACUCAUCAACACAAACGAAAACAUUAUCAAUAUUUAAAUUAUUAUUUGAUCUCAACUAUUUAUCAUCAACUUAUAACAAGAAAACCAAAUCAAUUACACUUUAGUCGUACUUCAAUAAUCUUGAAAAAAAUCAAACCAAAAUAUACGUUUCUAAGUUUCUCAAUCAACAAAAUCAAUCAAUGAAUUAUGAAAAAAAUAGCCCAAAAAGGAUUGAUUGACAAUAAACAAAAAUUCAUCUUUACCUCUUCCAAUCAUCCUCAUCCCAUGGAACUGAAUACCAACAAGAUGGAAACAAACGAAAAUUUCAAAUUCCAAAGGAAAAUCUAGAAAAAGAAUUGACUAAAUGAUUAACUUACAAUACACACAAAAAUGAUGCAAAUAUCCUUCAUCAAUCCUUUGAACGACAUUAAUUCCUCUCAUUUUUGGCUUUCCUUUUCUUCCUCAUCUUUUCUGUUUCAAAUGAAAUCCAAAUUUAUCGUCAAAUCUCUUCUCUGUCUUAUCUUCAUCUUAAUCUUAACACUGGUUCCAAUAAAAGGAGGAAGGAGAUGUACUAUAUUAUACAUAACACUGUAACUUUGGUGCCUUCUUGUUAUUGGAAUCACACCAUUUAAUCUCUUUCUAUUUUUCAUUUUCUUCUAUCUUCUCUUUCUAUCUCUCUCUCUCUCUCUCUCUCUCUUCUCACCUCCCUCUGGUGUGUUUCAACCGAAGUAGUAAAAAAUGAUUGUUUUUAUACCCAAAAAAUAAAAACAUUUCAACUGGU
This is a messenger RNA of Tetranychus urticae (two-spotted spider mite), 9852 nucleotides long. RefSeq lists its product as uncharacterized. The record is from RefSeq and is a predicted model, not a curated record. NCBI's taxonomy places the organism in Eukaryota, Metazoa, Arthropoda, Arachnida, Trombidiformes, Tetranychidae.